Fusarium redolens is the source of this 1452-nucleotide messenger RNA. RefSeq names its product P-loop containing nucleoside triphosphate hydrolase protein. The transcript is spliced from 2 exons. The record is from RefSeq and is a predicted model, not a curated record. Bases 101 to 1051 code for a protein of 316 amino acids. Lineage: Eukaryota; Fungi; Ascomycota; Sordariomycetes; Hypocreales; Nectriaceae.
UUGCCCGACGUCUGAAAUUAUUUAUAGCUAACUCUUCUCUCUCUCGAUUCUCAUCAGGUCUAGCAACGUUGCUAAAGCUGCCAUACGUAUUCUUUUGAAGAUGCCCAGUCUAGAGGCAAGCGAGGAGACUACCCUCCUUGAUACCUUCGACCCUCGCGAAAUCCACGAUCUCUCCAAUAUCAACCCUCAUCCAAUAACCGGCCGCCUCAUAGAUUCCUACCCAGUUACUCGUACGAGGCCCAUGCGCGUCCUAUGCCUGGGGCAAUCACGAACAGGCACCAUGACCCUCUUCAUAGCCCUCAAGCAACUAGGCUUCACGCCAUAUCACAUGUCCCUUUCCCUUGGUGGCCCCAAGACGAAUCUUUCACUCUGGCGUGAAGCUCUCGAUGCCAAGUUCCACGGGAAGGGCAAGCCCUGGGGUCGUGAAGAGUUCGACAAGAUCCUUGGACCGUACGAUGCCGUGGCUGAUCUGCCGGCCAUCUGCUUCGUCGAAGAGCUCGUGGCCGCGUACCCUGAGGCCAAAGUUAUCGCCACUCAGCGCGAUGUGGAUAGCUGGCUUCGAAGUAUGGACUCGACGGGAGGCCGAGUCCUCAGGUGGCCCCUCUGGAAUACACUAUCAAGAUGGUAUCCUGCACUGGCUGGCCCGUUCUGGGAGUUUGCAAAGAAAGCCAUGCCCACCAACUUCCAUACCAUAACAGACUUCUCUGAGAAGUCACCAGCUCGUCAAGCCUUCCACGAUCACUACGACCUCGUCAAGAGAACAGUUCCGGCCGAAAGGAUGCUCGAGUUCAACGUUCAAGAGGGAUGGGGCCCGCUUUGCAAGUUCUUGGGUACGGAGAUCCCUGAAGAGGAGUUCCCCAAGUUGAACGAUUCAAAGCAGUUUGUUUUGGCCCAUAGCUUGAUGUGGUGGAUUGCUUUUGCGAAAAUUGUUGGAAAGGCUUCUUUCAUGACUGCUGUCUCUGGAGUUAUUGCUUCAAUUUUUGCGAUGUGGCGGCUGAAAUAUGCUGUUAAGAUCGCUGCUAUGCUUAGGCCAAUCGCCGACUUAUCUUGAUUCACUAGGGUCUUGUUUAUAAUCAAAUAGUUGAAUGCGGUUUCCUGUUACCGAAAUAGUCGUUGUGACUCAGUGCAAUACCCAGGGGUCGAUCAGCGUCGAAAGGGUCAUCCACAUCAGCCAGCGUCUUAUACCAUGACCCUGCAGCCAGAUAGCAUCCUUCUGUGUCUACAAGUGUCCAUUGAUUACAGUCUUCUCCGGGCUCCUGAAGAACCAACUUAAUCAAGACGGUCUCUCCACCUAGGAGUGAAGGGAUGGUUUCCAAAUAGACUUCCCCUGGCAGUAUCGACGCCCAACGUUUUCAGGCGUAACUCUAAAACCAUCCGUGCUCGAAACUUUGAGCCUAGGUCGGUCUAAGCGUAAAUGCUGAGCUAUUGAAUUUUAAUAUGGUCCGGCUGAUA